UGAUGAGUGAUAUUUAUAUCACUCUAAACCUCUUAUUUAUCCCUAUAUUUAACCUUUAUUUUGUAUUUCACCCUCUUUUAUUUGUUUGUUUUGCUUAAAAUGCACCUUUUUUGUUUUACUAGUUCUUUUUAGAUAUGUCUUUGUUUUACUUUUCAAGUUACUUUUUACAUUAUUUUCUUGAUUCUUUAUAGGUCCAAUUAAAACAUACUUUUAAUUUCAUCUAUAAAAGCCAAAGAAAUGCACAAAUGUGGAGUAAACCAUGAAUGAUGAAGGGACGGAGGCAAAUGGAAGUUGAAGAAGCAAGGUUCAAAAGAUGGUCCACUUUGAACGACCAUAUCUUCCAUUCUACAAAUCAUUUUUCAGUGAUUCAAAUUGGAGAGUAAAAUUUGGCUCGUUAUCUUUCCAACGAUAGGUCACAUGCUUGAUUUGCAUUAAAAACGAGAAAGUUAUGGUCAUUUGAAGUUGAGCUAUUUGUGCAGUUUUCUUAGGAGCGCCCGCUCCCUUUUUCAAAGGAGCGCCCGCUCUUUGUUUUUGGAGCUCCCGCUCCCAAGUCGCUCUCUGGUCACUCCAACUUUCUGUUUUGCCCAGUUACCAUAGGAGCGCCCGCUCUUAUUUAUAAAGGAGUGCCCGCUCCUUUCAAAUUUUCCGGAUAGCUCUGUUUUUUUUCGCGACUCUUUAAUGAUGUAAUAAUUGGACCUAUAAAUAGGAAUCUUCCCUAUUCAUGAAGGGGGACCUAAUUUUAAAGGGGGAUUAGCCUCCAUUAGUCUUAGAUUAGGAUUUUAAGUGAGAGAAAUCUCAAAACCUAGAGAGAGAAAAGGGAGAAAACUCAAAGAGAGGUUGAAGAUUGGAUUCAAGGGUGACACUUGUAUUGGAACUUUCAACCAUUCAUCAAUGAGCAUUUCUUACUCUAUCUCCUCUUUUAUUGUUUUAUUUAAUUGUUUUUCUUAGAUUAGUUGUUCAUGAUUAGUUUAAUUAUUUAUGAUUUAUUUUAUUUUAGUUUAAUGUUAGAUUAAUGAUUAUUAGCAUGUUAUUAAAGUUUAAUUUCUCUAAAGUCCUCAUUUUUGUAUUUAUGAAGUAGUUUGUUGGUUAGGGUUUGGGUGAAAACCCAACCAUGAUUGAAUUGGGCAUUUGAAAUUGGAUUUAGAGAUUUGUGUGAUUAAAUUAUUGUUUGUUUAGCUCUUCUAAUCUAUGUUGCAUUCUCUUUGAUCACUUGAAUGUCGUAUUAGAUGGAGUUGAUUGAUUUAGGUUGGCAUGAGAGUGUGACCUAUUAAUUUCUAUUAUUGACUUGGGUUACCUUGAACCUCGGGAUAUGUUAGUAAUGGAUGAGAGUCCUUAUUUGAUGUCUUUGAGGAUUUCUCCGCCUAUGAGAGUAGGAUGGGAGUUGUGUGUUGGGUCAAUAGCAAAUUCAAGUAGUGUUCAUGUAUUAUCUCUAUGUUUGAUAUUCUUAUGCCUAUUUCAUGAUUAGUUGGUGUUUAAUCCCAUCUCCUAACUUUAUUUAUCUUUGAUAUUUAGCUUUUUCGUAGUUCUUAGUUGGUUAUUGACAAUUUCCGACUUGAUUCCGGCCUAGCUUAUUGUUUUAUCAAUACAUUUUGGUGUUCCUUAGUCCCUGUGGAUUUCGACCCUUACUUAUCACUUUACCUAGUUUAGUGAUUUAGUUAGGUUUUGUUUGAUUUUAGGAGGCUAGUAACGACCUAGUUUUUCCUAUGUCAGGAUACUUCUUUUGGAAAAGUGAUUACACGCCUAGAAGAUUCACAAUCAUCGUGUUCAUCUUUGUGAUCCUUGUUACUAGUAUUCUCCUCUAACAAUUUCCAGAGCGAUUCAUAACACACAAGUUUUCGGGCUAAAUAGCGAUACAUGACACUUGAUGUAGAACUUUGGCAAAGUCCUAAUGAAUCUACAAUUAUGAAAUAUUGAAAUUUAUAACGGGAAAAAAUAUACCGAUUCUUAGUCCUUUGGACUAUUAGCAGAAAAAAUUACUUACAAGUCUACAUCACAGUCAAUCAAAUACAAUAUUGCAUUCUUCUCUUGAUGUGAAUUGCUUAGAAAAUUCUCUUCUACACACCUUCAUUCAUGGAACAAGUUAAGAAACCAAGCAUUAUAUAAACCAUCUUUCACAUAAACAUGGCUUGAAAAAUUAGCAACAAAUCAACCAUCUUUCACAUAAACAAGCCAACAUGCAUACACUUAGCUGUUUGAACAACAUUGUCAUAGUUUUUCUAGUAUCCUCACUAAUCUUACCAUCACCAAAUAAACUAGUUUCAGUUGAAGCUAGAAACUUAGUUUCAUCCAACGGUGUGUUCAAGGUGAACUUAAUUCACCGUGAUUCACCACUUUCUCCUUACUACAACUCUUCCUUAACACUGCGAGAGCACGUAAAGAGAGCACCCUUAGGCUCAAUCUCUCAUAGCCAUAACAUUCACCUCUCCUCUGCAUAUUAUGACACAAAUCAAGAUGAUGGAAAAUUAUCAGCUUUGGUCUCAAAAGGUGGGGAGUAUCUCAUAACAAUUUCUUUUGGUACACCACCAGUUGAAUUUUCGGCCACUGCAGAUACCAGGAGUAACCUUAUAUGGAUCCCAUGUUCAUUGUGUGACACAAACACUUGCCUUCCACAAGUUUCGAACCCCGAAAUCUUCCAUGCAGCCACUUCUUCCACCUUUAAUAUAAUCCCUUGCUCUUCUCCGAAUUGCAACUAUCAAGAUAUUGCAACAGGUUGCACCCAAACAUCAUCGUCGUGUGUUUACCAGGCUCGCUAUGGAGGUGGAACACAAAGUACUGGUGUCCUAGCCACCGAAACCAUUAGCUUUCCCUCUCCUGACUCUACCUCAAAGACUCUUCAAUCCUCAAUAUUCGGGUGUGGGUUGAGUCAACAAGGCCCGCAAAAUAUCCUUUUGAAUGGAAUAGUUGGACUUGGGACAGGCUCAGAAUCAUUGAUCUCGCAAAUUGGUUCAAAUAUCAACUACAAAUUCUCCUACUGCUUGGCUCCCCUGUCUUCCGGGGUGACUAGCAAGCUAACAUUUGGAGCUGAUGUAACCGGCCCUGGAGUCGUGUCUAGUCCUUUCGAAGCUGGUGUAUCUCCAACUUAUUACACCCUUUCCCUCGCGGCCAUUAGUGUUGGGGAUCAGGAUAAUUCAGUCCAAGUUCCGGUUGGGCUAGAGGUGAUCAUUGAUUCUGGUACCACUUAUACUCUUCUACCAUCUAACAUCUAUCAAAGUGUUAAGUCUGCUUUGCAAAAUGCUAUUGCACUUAGCCCGGUUGACAACCCUAUCGAAACUUUAGACCUUUGUUAUGAUACUAUACAGUAAUCAGGUUCUGGUGCGCAGUUUAAUCCUCCUGAUGUGGUGUUCCAUUUUAAAGGGGCUGAUGUUGUGUUAAAGACAAUCAAUACAUUUAGAGACAUUGGGAAUGGUGUGAGUUGUUUGGCAAUGGUAGCUACAAGUAGUACUCUUUAUAUCUUUGGGAAUAUUGCUCAAAUUAACUUCGAGAUUGGGUAUGAUUUACAAGCAAAGAUGAUUUCCUUUGCUCCAACAGACUGUACUAGCCACUAGCUACUCGAAUAUAUAGUAGAGAUCUCUACAGCUAGCUAUAUUUUUUUUUGAUUCAUAUGAUCCACGAAGGCAGUACUCUACAACUAGCUAUAUGAUGUAUACUGAACUUGAUUAUAUAUCUUCUUGUGUUAGUCUACGCAAAGUUUUCAUUAAUAAUUUGCUAGUGCUAAAUAAAUUGUAAUGAGUUCUAGCUAUAUGAAGAAGCUCCACAAGCACAUACAUUGAUUUGUA
Molecule: messenger RNA, 3776 nt
Organism: Beta vulgaris subsp. vulgaris (sugar beet)
Lineage: Eukaryota; Viridiplantae; Streptophyta; Magnoliopsida; Caryophyllales; Amaranthaceae
Product: aspartic proteinase CDR1
Exons: 1
Biological process (GO): proteolysis
Cellular component (GO): extracellular region
Molecular function (GO): aspartic-type endopeptidase activity
Source: RefSeq, a predicted model, not a curated record